Molecule: messenger RNA, 4143 nt
Organism: Cyprinus carpio (common carp)
Lineage: Eukaryota; Metazoa; Chordata; Actinopteri; Cypriniformes; Cyprinidae
Product: FK506-binding protein 15-like
Exons: 30
Coding region: 173-3658 (1161 amino acids)
Cellular component (GO): growth cone
Molecular function (GO): peptidyl-prolyl cis-trans isomerase activity
Source: RefSeq, a predicted model, not a curated record
GUGAUCAGGUGGCGGGUCAGCUGACACCAGCAGAACCAGGAAGCGACUGCAGAGAAUUAUUAUUACACUUUAAUAUUUACUCACCGCGUGCAGGCGACCAUAAGUGCAUAUCUGGAAUAUUAUUAAAGCUGGCGCCUCAGUUCGCCUGGCGGUGUGAAGAUCAGUCAGGGGCAUGUUCGCAAUAGACGACGAGGACGGAGACUUUCUGUCUCCCGCUGGAGGAGCGAAGUUAGCAUCUCUUUUUGGGCUGGAUCAGGCAGCAAACCAGGGGAACGAGUCCUUCCAAUACACGGCACCCAAACAGCCCCGCAAGAGCUCUGCCAACUCAGGACCCCCAACCCAAAAGACUGCACCUCCACCAAACUCUCCUGCCGUUCUCUUUGCCACUGCAGUACAUGCCUACAGAUAUGUUAAUGGACAGUAUGUGAAACAAGGCAAGCUUGGAGCUGCAGUCCUUGGAAAUCAUUCAGCUAAAGAGUAUAAGAUCCUGCUGUAUGUCAGUCAACAGAAGCAGGUGACGGCCGCCAGGAUCCACAGCGGCUUCGUCCUCACUGUCCAGCCCAGUAACUACUGCACAUUUUACGAUGACCUGAGACAGAAUUGGUCGCUGAUGUUUGAAUCCGAGAAAGCGGCUACAGACUUUUGUAAAGAGGUUUGUCUUGCCAAAGUGAACUGCAGCGGUGCGUUAGACUCUGUCCUGAUCCAGGAUCUUGUUCUCGGUGCGGGUCAGGCUGUGGAGAACGGAGACUCUUUAGAAGUGGCCUACUCUGGCUGGCUACUGCAAAACAACACCAUCGGACAGAUGUUUGACUCAAAUCUGAAUAAAGACAAACUGCUGAGACUGAAGCUCGGGGCUGGGAAAGUCAUUAAGGGCUGGGAGGAGGGGAUGUUGAAUAUGCGCAAAGGUGGAAAGAGACUCAUGGUGAUUCCUCCCAGUCUUGCAUACGGGUCGCAGGGUGUUGCCAGUCGCAUCCCGCCGGACAGCACGCUAGUCUUUGAAGCGGAGAUCCGUCGGGUUAAGUUUGCAAAGGAUGGAAGUUCAAGAGAUUCGGCGGCUCCGUCUCCUGCUCCCAGUGUGGAGAGUCUGGCCCCCACUGAGCUCAACCAGCCCCUCAGCACUGCCCCACAAACCAGCAAACCCAGUGAAGCACCUCUUCGAGCAAAAUCAAACUCCCUCAAUGAACAGCUCAGUAAUCCUGAUGCCACUAAAGCUAAACUGAUCUCACGCAUGGCCAAGAUGGGCCAGCCGAUGCUGCCCUUCAUCACCGGCCCGGCCUCAUCGCCCUCACAGCCAGACUCCAGUGACUCCGAACUUGAGGACCCCAGUGUGUCCAGACUCAAGGAACGUAGCAGUGCACCAUCACCGCAGCCUGUACACAUCUCCUCCGGCCCACCACCUUCAGUGCAGGCUUCAGCCCUACUUCCUGUAACCAUGGCAACAGCCAAUCCGCAGCCCAUGAUGCCAGGAGCCUUACAUGCCUUUCAGCCUGUAAGUCAGAUGUACCCCACACAGACCGUGUCUUACCAAGGAACUGGUGACGUCACGUCCUUCUUGAUGACAGAGGCUCGACAACACAACACUGAAAUCCGAUUGGCUGUUGGGAAAGUGGCAGACAAACUGGACCACUUGUCCUCAAAGAUUAAUGACCUGCAUAAGCAAGGCAGUGUUUCGUCGGGCUUAUCAAACGUAUCCAUGGAAACAGCCAUGAUCAUGCACAACAUUCAGAGGAUCAUACAGGAGAAUGAAUGUCUGAAGAAAGAGGUGUUUGAGAAAAGUUCACGCAUUGAGGAGCAGAACCGCAAGAUCGGCGAGCUCAUCAAUCAGAACCAGAGGUAUUAUAUGUUGUUACCUGCUGAGGAGCGUAAUCAGCUGAUGGAGCAGAGAAACGACUCUCUGAAGAACAGAAGUGAACAGAGUCAGGCCAGAAUACUGCAGGCAGAGCAAGACAAGCAUGCACUGCCACAGGAAUUGAGUUGGGAUCAGGCACGUUUGACGGAAGAGUUGGCGUCGUCCACGGCGCGUGUGUCGGAGCUGCAGCUGGAGUUGAGCUCUCAGCAGCAGAAGGCCGCAGCGCUGCAGAGCAAACUCAGCUCGGCCCUGCAGGACAGUCAGCAGCGCAGCACACACGUCACAACACUGGAGGCGCAGAUCCUGGAGCUGAAGGAGACAGCAGACAGAGUGCAGAGUCAGCACAAGAUGGAAAAACAGAAACGAAAGGAACUGGAGCUCAAGCUCAACAACAUGGAGGAAGAGCUACAGGACAUGAAAACAGAGAAGGACAGUCUGGAACGAACUCUCUCUGAGAGGAAGAGGAAGUGGCAGUUGGAGAGACAGCGCUGCGAUGAGGAACUGGAGGAGGUGAGGAGGGCGGGCCAGCAGGAGUUAGACAACCUCAGGAGCCAAUUACGUAAAGCCAGAACGAGCACCGGCCAAGCCGCAGCUGAACAGCUGUCUCAGCUGCAGGCUGAUCUGGAGCAGGAGUGGCAGGUGAAGUGUGAUCAGGCUCUGGCAGCGGCACGUGAACAGCAGAGGAGAGAGAUGACUGAACUCUCAGAGCACAGAGACGCACUGCAGCUCAAACUCACACAGCUGCAGGACAAGUUUAAUACACUCAAACAGUCCCGUGAAUCGGAGGAACAGCUUUUACUACAGCAGCAGGACCAGAAAGAAGAGCUGCAGGCCUUGAGAGAAAAGUGCUCUGUGCUGGAGCAGAGAGCAGCAUUGCUGGAGCAGCAGGGAGAGAUGCAGCUUUCAGAGCAGCAGCACACAGACACAGCAGAAGAGGUGAAGCAUGUGAUGAAUGGAGUGUUUCAGUCUCUCAGAGCCGAGUUUGAUCUGAAUGAGACCUACACAGGAAGUGCUGUUCUCCGAGUGCUGGUCAGCACUAUCAAGAAUGUCACACUACAGCUGCUCACCAAAAAGGAGAGAGCUUCAUCUGAACACAGUGAAAAAGAAGAGGAGGAGGAGAAUGAGGAAGAGAGAGAGACUGACGCUCAGCAUAGACGUGAGGUGCAUAUAAACGGCCCCAGAGAGCGAGAUUCUGCAGGAUCGCAGGAUGAAGAUGGACAGCAGCAAGUGGAGAAGGAAGAUGUUUCACUAGCAGAUGAGAAGAAAGAAGAAACGGAGGAACCUGAAAGAGUAAAAGACAGGAGUGAACAGGAAGUUGUAGAAGAAAGGAGUGAAGAGAAGGAAGUGGAAGUUACAGAAAACAAUGUGCAAGACCAGGACAGUGAGAGCGGCACAGAAACUAAACACGAAGAAGAGACCGAAAGCAACAUCACAACCAAACAGGAAGUGACCCCAGAGCCGUCUGAGGACAUUAGUCCUACACAGGAAGCCAAGGUAAUUGCUGAGAGUGUUACAGGGCCUUUAGAUGAACCAGAAAGCACACACAUGACAUUAGGAGGACCUCCCAAGAACCCGCCUCCACCUCCUCCCGCUCUGCAGGAAACAUCUGCACUGCUCUCCAGUCCGUCUGAGAGGGUAGAAGAGGAAAAUGGAGAGGAACCAUUUUUCCAGAGUCCCACCCCUCCCCAGCCCCCACCCGCAGCGGCCGAUGAAGAGGAGGAGGAGCUGAGUCUGAAAGGAGGUUCUGAUAGUGCGUCUCUGUUUUGCCCUGAUGAUGAUGAUGAUGAAGACCUGGACUGGCUGAGCUGAUGUCAACCUUCUCAGUCGAAGUUGAAAAACCAGUGCCUGACAUCAGACGAUCUCUGACCGGAGGAAAUGAUGUUUGUGUCCCGGACCUCAGCGAACACAGGCUUUGAUUAGUGGGUUGGGAUGGUUCUGCAAACAUUUCAUUAUUUUCUGUGAUCAAAGAACAGAGAGUAACGUCCUGCCCAAAACCUUAAAAAGCAUUUGAAUGAAAAUCUCUAUGGCAGUACGGAUCAGCUGCUGCUCAUAAACUGAUUUUACUACACAUACAGCAAAAAAAAAUAAAUCAUACUUAAAUCUACAAAUACUGUAAAUCAUAGAAACGGUUGAUUUUUUUUAAAUCUUAAUUUAUAAUGUAAUAUUUCCAUCUUUAACACAGGGUUCUCAUGUGUAAUUCAGCCUGCCGUCUCUGUUCUUAAUAUUUAUACAUAGUACUAACAGCAACCAGUUGCAUAUUAAUAAAGAAAUGAGACAGACUGUGAAAAUUAAAA